GACAUGGAUGACAAUUUGGGAACAUCCUUAUCAGGUUUGGAUUUCACCUGCCAUGUGACUAGCCCAGUGUCGUGAUUCCAACAUGGAGACGGCAGGACCCUCACCUGCUCCCUCGGGCUGCCACAGGGGUGCCCUCAUAUUCUGCCUCCUCUUCUUCCUCGCAUUUGGAGUCUUUGUCGGAUUGCUCAUCGCGUACCUGAUGCAGGAACAGCAUUACUUCAUGGAGACAGUUGAGCUGAAGGGUCUAAAGUACGAUUCAUCACUACAGGAUUCCAACUCAGGUUACUCCAUCGUUCUGACAUCUGUUUUAAAUUCAAAGAUCAAAAAUGUCUUUACCUCCUCGUCUAUAUCCCAUCACUAUGUUGACUGUAACAUAAUUGCUUUUGGCGAUAUGAACGGUGACGUGAUGGCAACAUUCCGACUGGCCUUCACGGUUUCCAAAUUCCAGCAGUAUUCAGAAAACUUCAUUCAGGACCUGCUGAGGGCAGGCCUCACCUCAGUGAUGCAUGGAAAUCCACUCGAGGUCCCUGAGUUUGGACACAUCAAGGCUAUCAUCUUACUGGGUGCUAGUGGGAAGUCAUUCUACAGUAUUGGAGAUGAUUUGCUGGGUGAGGACACUUGUCCCGAGAGGGCCUUCACAUGUGACAAUGGAGAAUGUAUCAACAAAUUAAACCCAGAGUGUGACUUUGCAACAGACUGUGCGGAUGGAUCUGAUGAAGCACGAUGUGCCUGUGGCAUGCGUAGCACCACGGGGAAUCGUAUCGUGGGUGGUGAGGAUGCCCGACAAGGAGAGCUACCGUGGCAGGUCAGCCUCAGGCUACAUGGACAGCACACAUGUGGCGCCUCCAUCAUCAAUGAAAGGUGGCUCGUCAGUGCAGCGCACUGCUUUGAAGUUGCCCAAAACGCGAAAGAAUGGACAGCCCUGGUAGGGGCCAGUCUGGUGAGCGGGGAGGAGUCAGAGUCUAAAACAAUAAAAAUCAAAACGCUGACGGUGUCUCCUGACUACAACCCUACGACUACCGACAAUGAUGUGGCCGUACUGGAACUGGAGAGCCCUCUCACCUUUAGCCCCUUCGUCCAGCCUGCUUGUCUGCCCGCCCAGUCUCAUGUCUUUAUUCCUGGCCAGAGAUGCGUAGUGUCAGGAUGGGGGUCUCUGCACCAGUUUAGCCCUGAGGUGCCCUCCACACUGCAGAAGGCUGUGGUAAAAAUCAUCGACUCCAAGGUGUGCAAUAAACUGCCUGUGUACAGAGGAGCAAUCACUUCCAACAUGAUGUGUGCUGGAUUCCUUCAGGGCAAGGUGGACUCCUGUCAGGGUGAUUCUGGGGGCCCUUUGGUGUGUGAGGGGACCCCAGGAAGGUUCUUCCUAGCCGGGGUGGUCAGUUGGGGUAUAGGCUGUGCCCAAAUUUACAGGCCUGGGGUUUACUCGCGAGUCACCAAGCUGCGCAGCUGGAUUCUUAGUCAAGCAGACCCUAGCUUGGCCCAUUACCACCCUAAGCAGGAUCUCACUGUGCCAGCCACAGCACCAUCUGUGAGUUCUCAAAAGACACCACAUCCUCGGACAGUUGCGUUGGAUGUGCAACCUGCACCGAUACUUUCUGUCUCUAACUGCAGUGGAAGCUUUCGGUGCAGUGCCACAUCCUGUAUCAGCAAGUUCAAUCCAGAAUGUGAUGGCAUCCCUGACUGCCCCAACCAGGCUGAUGAGAAAAACUGCAACUGCGGUGAGCGUCCUGCGCUGGACUCCAGUAGAAUUGUGGGGGGGGUGACGGCUCGUAGAGGGGAGUGGCCUUGGAUUGGCAGCCUUCAGUACCAGAGAGUCCACCAUUGUGGCGCCACUCUCGUUCACCGCAAAUGGUUACUGACUGCCGCACAUUGCUUCAAAAGUGAUGCCAGCCCUACCCAUUGGGCUGUGAGCCUAGGCUCUGUGCUGCGCUCCGGUGUAGGAGCCAUGGUCAUUCCCAUCGAGCGGGUCCUCAUCCACCCAGCUUUCAACAGCACCAGCAUGGAACUUGAUGUGGCUCUCCUGGAGCUGCUCAUCCCUGCCCCUGUGUCACACACCAUCCAAUCAGUAUGCCUCCCUUCACCAGCCCACCACUUCUUGAAGGAUGCGGAGUGCUACAUCUCAGGAUGGGGAUCCAUGAGGGAAGGAGGUUCACUGACCAGCAUCUUGCAAAAAGCCCCAGUGAGGACCAUUGAACAGGCCGACUGCCAGCAGUCGUACGGAGAAAACCUGACUCCUCACAUGAUGUGUGCAGGUUACAUGGGAGGAGGAAAGGACACUUGUUUGGGAGAUUCUGGGGGACCUCUGACCUGUCGUGAGAGCUCUGGCCAAUGGUUCAUUGCCGGGGUAACCAGCUGGGGACAUGGAUGUGGUCGAGUGGGUUUUCCAGGGAUUUACACCCGAGUGACUUCUGUACGAAAUUGGAUAUCCUCAUACCUACCUUUCUGAAGUUAGUCAGGCAGCAGUUUUAUCCCCCUACAGACAGUGGACAUUGUGGCAUUCUUUAUUAAGUUGCCUAACCUGCCAUUACACUCAUUCACUGCAGUAUUGGUGUGGCCUUGUGAGGUCACAGGUGCUGUUAGCAACACUUUGCAAUCAUCUCAACUUCACUGGAAAAUCCUCUACAUUAACACAUAUUAAACUUACAAGGACAAUGUUGAACAACUGGUCGUAGGCAAUAGGAAAGCAGAGAACUUAUUUAUUCAUAUAAUUUAUUGCCAUUAAAUACUCACCACUCUUCAUUCAGUAUGAGUGCAAACUAUAACUCCCAAAACUAAAGCCACAAUAUUUUUUUUUCUUCUCAAAAUUAUCACCUACAGUGAGGAGCGGACAUAUUUGGACCCCUGGUGAUUUUGCAAGUUCAUCCAAUUAGAAAAUAAGUAGAGGUCUUAACAUAGGGUCUAAAAUUUGAAUCAUAGAUGCAUUUCCACUUAUAAAGAUAUAAUCUUAAAAAAUAAAAAAAAAUCUGGAACUCACAUUGUAUGAUUUUUCAUUUAUUUGUAAUUUUUACUGGGGUUCAUAACUAUUUGUACCCCUGAGAAAAUCAGUGCUAAAAUUUAGUACAAAAGCCUUUGUUUGCAAUUAAAGAGGUCAGACGCUUUCUGUAGUUCUUCACCAGGUUUUCACAUGUGGAAACAGGGAUUUUGCUUUCAUCCUCUGCUUUAUACAGUACAGUCUUCCUGUCCCCUUAGCCGAAAAGCAGCCCCAAAGCAUGAGGUUUCCACCAUACUUCACAGUGGGGAUGGUGUUCUUGGGAUUGUACUCAUCAUUCUUUUUCCUCCACACGAGUAGUGUUCUACUGGCAGUAGCCUUUGAAACUGUGCAUCCAGCUCUCUUCAGGUCAUUAACCAGCUCCUGCCGUGUAGUUCAAGGCUGAGCUCUCAUUUUUCUCAUCAUGAGUGAUGCCCCACGAGGAGAGAUUUUACAUGGAGCCCCAUUCCGAGGUAGAUUAUUUUUAGCCUUUUCCAUUUUCUAGGAAUUACUUCACCUGUUGAUGUAUUCUCACCAAACUGCAUUCCAAUUGUCCCAUCACCUUUUCCAGCUUUGUAGAGCUCAACAUUUUUUUUUGUCUGGUGUUUUUGAAGGUUCUCUAGUCUUUCCCAUGGUAGCAGUUGGACUAUGACUGGCUGUGGGGUGCACAGGUAACUAUAAUGAGCUCAAACGGAUGGUGGGUGGGUGGUUACUCAUGGGGUAAAGGUGGACUUUUUUUUUAAGUAGACUGACAACCCUUUGAGUGCCAUGACUAUUGCUGAUUUAUGAAUAUGAACCUCAGUAAAUUACAAAUAAUUUUUUUUAAAAUCAUACAAUAUGAUUUCUGGAUUUUUUUUUUAGAUUUAUGCCUUGAUGAGUGGAAAUGCAUAUAUGAUUAAAAUUUCAGACCUCUACCAAUUUUCUAAGUGGGUGAUCUUGCAAAAUCACAAUGGGUGCAAGUACUUCUGCUCUUCACUGCAUCCAAUUUUGUUAACCUUGUUUUAAACAAAGCUAAGUAUUGUUUUUAAGUGAAGUGCACAUUAUGUUGUGCAGUGUUGUGUGCAAAAAGGUGCUAUUAACUCCUUCACUCCCAGCCAUUUUUCACAGGACUUAGAAAAAGAUUAGAUUCCCAUUUUAUGUUGUAAAAAAAUGCCUUUGGUAUUUGGUAAGAGUUAAAAAAGCAGUACAGUAAUGGGGUGUUAAAAGAUGACAACAUUGGCUCCCUCAUCCAUGAGGAAAAGUUCAAUGAAAAACAUUCAUCUUCUGAACAAUUUAGAUAAAACACUGCCAAAUUACAAACUUUUGUCAACAUUUGAUCUCGCUCGCAGCGCAAUUCUCGGAUGCAGAAAACAGAGACAAAUGUGCAAAACAAAUGGUGUUACUGCCAAUUUCGAAUAGUGCUUUGAAUCGGAACUGAUUAUUGGUCCGAACCUUACCCAUUUGAACAAAUUUAGAUAAGCAAUACAUUUAAAACAAAGUUUGGCUAAUUUGUUACACAGCAUAGAAGCCAAACUAUCACUUAUAAUGCAAAACUUGUAAUUUUACCCCUCCUUUUGAUUAUAUUUUUAGAUGUGCUGUCUAGUUUUUCUGUGUGACUUAAGUGUGUCAAGGGUUAUUUUGUGAUUUACCUACAGGUGCAUUUCUUUUGCUAUUUAUUAUGUUGCAAGAUUGUGAGAAUAUAUUGAAUGUUUGGAAUACUUCACCUACAGUAUUCACAAGAAUGCUUAAAGGAGGUUUUUUUACAGGGGAAAAAAAAGCUUUGACAUCUGCUUACCAUGUAGAUUCUGUACCCAUUGCAGCUUUGUGUAGAGCCUGAUGGAACAACCCAUCUACUGUGGGGAGGGUGGAGAUAGUGUGACAGCUGGAGAGCAAGUAAGACAAAACUGAGUUUUGUUCUUGAGUUGGAAGCGAGCAUCCAGCACUUUUAAUAAACAGACCAGUCACAAUAAUAGGUACUGCUGCUGGAAAUUAACGUUUUGCAUAGCAGGAAACCAGUGGUGUCAAAAAAUAAAAUAAUUGGCAUCUGCAUUUUGGUAUGAUCCCUAUUUAUUCAAAGAAAUCAAAAUGCAUUUUAUUUACACCAUGGAAUACAUUAAAGAUUAGUUUGAUAGGUGAAUGUCAACAACAAUUAAACUUAUGGUAUACUUACACAUAUUCCAAGUCAAUCAGUCAUACACACACCUUUUUUCCACCUCCAAGAAUUGUGAACAAGGGCCAGGGCAAGACCUAUUAUCAGGCACAAUAGCAGUUUUUCCUUAUAAAAACAAAAUUACAAAUAUGAUACUUGAUUGAAUAUAGUCCACACUGUUAGGCUGCAGUCCCUAGGCUGUGCAAGCCUA
Molecule: messenger RNA, 5307 nt
Organism: Corythoichthys intestinalis (scribbled pipefish)
Lineage: Eukaryota; Metazoa; Chordata; Actinopteri; Syngnathiformes; Syngnathidae
Gene: tmprss9
Product: transmembrane serine protease 9
Exons: 15
Coding region: 83-2446 (787 amino acids)
Biological process (GO): proteolysis
Molecular function (GO): serine-type endopeptidase activity; protein binding
Source: RefSeq, a predicted model, not a curated record